Messenger RNA from Trichoderma virens Gv29-8, 201 nucleotides. RefSeq lists its product as uncharacterized. Bases 1 to 201 code for a protein of 66 amino acids. NCBI's taxonomy places the organism in Eukaryota, Fungi, Ascomycota, Sordariomycetes, Hypocreales, Hypocreaceae. The transcript is spliced from 2 exons. The record is from RefSeq and is a predicted model, not a curated record.
AUGGAAAAUCAGGUACUCAGCGAGAACAUUAAGAAUCUAUGCAGUGUUCUAAACGCGAAAUACAUGGAGCAAUACUUCGGAGCCGUACCUAAACGCUCGGCCACCGACCUAGCCGCCUGCCUCGUCCACGACAUCGAGGUGGCCCUCGCUAGGGAGAACGCAGAAGGGCUCCCCACUGGACGCGAUCGCACUCGCGACUAA